Molecule: messenger RNA, 1527 nt
Organism: Phaeodactylum tricornutum CCAP 1055/1
Lineage: Eukaryota; Bacillariophyta; Bacillariophyceae; Surirellales; Neidiaceae
Exons: 1
Coding region: 1-1155 (384 amino acids)
Source: RefSeq, a predicted model, not a curated record
AUGUGUUUGCUUACACGAAAUACCUUUGCGGUGAUAGCGUUGUUGAGUUUUUGUACUGCUACUGCUUUGCUCCACAUCUAUGCCAGUGCCAGUACAGCGUUCGAUUAUUCGGAUGCGCUGUACGUUCCACAAUGGGUCACAGGUUCGGUGUCGAGGGCGACCGGCAAGUGCGCUGUCAACCUGUUUGGGCUCCCCAGAGCUUUCCGCUCCUUGGUUUUGCCAUCGCUCGUCGAGAAUGUGAUUCGUCCUAACGCUCUUCAUCAUUGCGACUACUUCGUGCACUACUUUAAUUUGACGCAUGAAAAGGCCGGCCGAUCAGGUGCCGGCGGCCGUAUUAAUCCGGACGAGAUACUGUUCCUGAAAGAAGCCGUCCACAACCUUUCAUCCGAAUCGGUCGUCAAGUUUCGCUACGACCAAGAACAGGCCUUUUGGGAUCAAUACCAACCGCUUAUUGACAGAGUACGGACCGCCAACGAUACAGAUGGGCGCUAUUUGUAUUUUCCAUGGCGCGAUAAGUCAUAUGUGUACACACUUACAACAGACAAUAUCAUCAAAAUGUGGCACAGCAUCCAAUCGGCUUGGGAAUUGAUGACGGAGCACGAGGGGGCGACUUCUAAAAGGUACGAUCGUGUGGCCAUGUUGCGGUCGGACGUGGUGUACAUGACUCCAAUUGACGUCUUCAAAGUCAACCGACAACCACUCCGUACCGGCGACAAAGUAGCUGUCGUUCCCGCCUUUGGGCGGCACCCCGUCAACGACCGUAUGAUCAUGGGACCACGGCACGCUGUGGAAAUAUGGGCCGCAGAGCGAUUUGACCGGCUCGAGACGCAUGUGCAGUUCGUGCAGGAGAAGCAUCCGGGGUGGGGUAUGCACUCGGAAAGGUUCAUCAACUGGACGAUCUUCCCGACCAUUCGAAACACCGGAACCGCUAUUCUAGAAGACGACUAUAUGUGUUUCUUCCGGGCCCGAGCGGACGAGACGGUACAAAUUAAUGAUUGUCAGGAUAGCCAAGAGCGAGUGGCCGCUUCGUCGAUCAUGCAAAAUCUUGGGGAAGACGUGUCUGAACGGUUGGAGUUAGUCCUGGGCCGCAAGUGUCUCAAUACAACACAAGGCUCAGUGGCUACAAGGUUGCGAUGUCCGAUUGAGAUGGUAUGAGGAUAAUUUCGCUUCUGAAAAGCCAUUCCACUGUCCUCAUUUCUAAGCAGAUUCAUGUACGUUUACGAAUGGAAAACAUCACGCCUUUUGCACUCGCAAUCACAACAUGAAAGAUUUUUGGGACGUAACGAGAACCUUCAGGCCAGAGAUUUCGAAAAAGGGAACCAAAACUGGCCAAGGGAGUCGCGUUUUCACUCUCUGUACCUUUCUUACAUACAACUGUAGAUCCUGGGUUUUGAAGGUCGUGGACGACGACCACAUAUGCAGCUAGUUCCCUCACAGCAGCAUAUGCAAUUGACCGGCUCACUAAACGCUGGAUUCCGAAUGAGCAAAACAGCAAUUGACCGCUACUGUUACUAGUAGUAUAUAUAU